This is a messenger RNA of Salvia miltiorrhiza (redroot sage), 1349 nucleotides long. Its product is annotated as noscapine synthase SDR1-like. The coding region runs from base 126 to 1112 and encodes 328 amino acids. The transcript is spliced from 5 exons. Gene Ontology annotation, molecular function: oxidoreductase activity, acting on the CH-OH group of donors, NAD or NADP as acceptor. The record is from RefSeq and is a predicted model, not a curated record. NCBI's taxonomy places the organism in Eukaryota, Viridiplantae, Streptophyta, Magnoliopsida, Lamiales, Lamiaceae.
AUACACACACAAAUAUGAAUAAGCAAAUGAAGAGCAUACACACACACACACACACACACAUAUAUAUAUAUAUAUAUAUAUAUAUAUAUUGAACUAAAUUUCGUCAAAGAAAUAAAAAUCAAGUAAUGGAGAAGAGUGUGAAGGUGUGUGUAACUGGAGGUGCAGGUUACAUUGCCUCUUUUCUCAUCAAGCAUCUCUUAGAGAGAGGCUACACUGUUCAUGCCACUCUUCGAAGUUUGAACGAUGCUUCAAAAGUGGGACUAUUGAAAGGGCUUGAUCAUGCAGAAACAAGAUUGAAAUUGUUUGAAGGUGAUAUAUAUAAUCCUACUGAAUUUGCAGCUGCUAUUCAUGGCUGUGAGUUUGUGUUUCACGUAGCUACGCCAAUGCAACACGAAGGCGGCAAGUACAAGAGCACUAGUGAGGCGGCAGUGGCUGGGGUGAAGAUCAUAGCUGAAAGUUGCAUCGAAUCCAAGAUGGUGAAGAGGCUCAUCUACACCGCCUCUGUGAUGGCGGCGUCGCCCUUGAAAAGCGACGCCUCCGGCUACGAGGAUGCCAUCGACGAGUCUUGUUGGACCCCUCUCAAUCUCUUCUAUGAAAUGCACUCUGACUAUAUAUACUCGAAGACAUUAGCUGAGAAAGAGGUCUUGAGCUACAACGGCCUUGGGAUCGAAGUGGUGAGCCUCGCCUGUGGGCUCGUCGGAGGCGAAACGAUCCAAUCUUUAGUCCCUGGAAGUAUGAGAACCUUAAUCUCACAAGCAUUGAGUGAUGAAACAUUGUACAAAGGUUUGAGAGCAUUGGAAGAUUUGGAUUCAAAGGUUCCAAUUGCACACGUGCAAGAUGUUAUCGAUGCACAUAUUUUUGCAAUGGAGAAUUCAAACAUGAAUGGCAGAUUUCUUGUUGCUAGUGAUUUCCUCAAAUCAACUGAGAUUGCUUCUUUUAUUAUGAAAUAUUAUCCGGACAUAAUCAUCCUCCCAGAGUUGAUUGAAGAUACAGAGAGAGAAACAAAGUGGGGUUCAACAAAGCUGAAUGCAUUGGGAUUUCACUACAAAUUUGAUGCUGGUCAGAUUAUAUAUGAUAGCAUUUCAUGUGCCAAGAGACUGGGUGCAAUAUAAUUUGAAUGCAUAUCCGAGUUUCAUGUAAUCAACUUCUAAUUAGAAGUUAAAUUACAAUCAUAAUACAUUUAUUGACUAUGAUAAUAUUCCAGACUGGGAUCUGAUAAAAAACAAUUCUAUAUAAAUAAAGAGCGAUAAUAUUUGGCCAUAAUAUGGGUGGCCAUAAUAGCUUUAAACUUAAUGUAUUUAAAUAUUUUGUUCAAAAUAAAAAUAGAAUGUUGCUAGUUUUAUUAUUUA